This is a messenger RNA of Plenodomus lingam JN3, 864 nucleotides long. RefSeq lists its product as uncharacterized. The record is from RefSeq and is a predicted model, not a curated record. NCBI's taxonomy places the organism in Eukaryota, Fungi, Ascomycota, Dothideomycetes, Pleosporales, Leptosphaeriaceae.
AUGGCACCCAAAAUCUUCAACAUAGCUACAGCAAGCGACUACAGCAUAUCCACCUGGCUCCUCCUGGGCGCAACCCUCCAAUCCAUUCUGGUGGCCAGCCUACCAAGGACCAUAUCCCUUCUCCCACCCAUUGUCCUCAUAACAUAUCGCCUCCUCCACAGCUACCUCAUUGCAAUCGGACGCCUCGCAAACCCAAUCACAAAGGAUAUUAUCCACGGCCGCCAAACCUGGCAAAUCCCCACCCCAAAACCAACCAACCACAACGACCCCAACCCAUCAGAAUCCACAACCUCCUCCAUCGUCAUCCUCGUCCUCGCAGCAAGCUGGUCCCACCCCAACGGCCGCUUCUCCCCCGGCAGCCAACAACUAGGCGCCUACUUCACGCGCAUGUGGGAUGCAGCCUCUGCCAACCGCUCCACCUACGGCUUCCUGGGCAACACGCCCGGCCUCAGCACCCACGACACAGGCGCGCGUUCCGACGAGCAGGGCAAGACAGUCGUCUACCUCAGCUACUGGAAGACGCUCGCAGGCCUGCACAGGUUUGCGCAUGGCCCGGCGCACAUGCAAGGCCAGAUGUGGUGGGAGCAGGGCGCGGCCGAGGCGUUUCCGCAUAUUGGGAUUAUGCACGAGACGUAUGAGGUGCCGGCGGGUGGGUGGGAGAAUGUUCUUCAUAAUUUUAGACCGUUUGGGAUGGGGAAUGCAAAGUAUCCUAUUCCUCAUGCCGUGGGGACGAAGAGUGAGGGGGUGGAGGACGAGGAUGUGGAGUGGGUUAGUGGGUUGAGAAUGGUGGAAAGGGAGGAUGGGAAGACAAUGUAUGGACGUAUGGGGCGGAAAGUUGGAACUCCGGCUCCUGCUAUGAAAUGA